This is a messenger RNA of Gastrolobium bilobum, 342 nucleotides long. RefSeq names its product protein FAR1-RELATED SEQUENCE 6-like. Bases 1 to 342 code for a protein of 113 amino acids. The record is from RefSeq and is a predicted model, not a curated record. The transcript is spliced from 2 exons. Lineage: Eukaryota; Viridiplantae; Streptophyta; Magnoliopsida; Fabales; Fabaceae.
AUGGAAGUUCAGUUGUCAUCUAGUGAAGUGAGUACUUCAGAAAGUGAACAUGACGAUGAACAAAUAGAGAUGCCAUUGAUUGUGACAAGAGAAGAAAAUGGAUAUGAGCUAAAAAUUAGAAUGAUGUUUUCAUCUGAAGAUGAAGCUUAUAAGUUCUAUAAUGAAUAUGCUAAAUUGACUAUCUCACAGUAUCGAAGAUUAGCAGAUAGGACCAUAAGCCAAAUAAUAUUUGUUUGUGGAAGAGAAGGAUAUAGAAGGUUGAAGGAUCCUUCACACGUGAAGAAAGUAAAGAGGAGAGAAACAAGAAUGGGUUGUCCAGCUAUGAUAUGUUUUAAAAUUUAG